AGAUCGUAUUGUGCAGUCAGCUGUGAUUGUGUUAUACAACUGAUUGUGUUGUGCGCUGCUUCGUUUUCCGUAGUAUUCGCGAGUUCGUUUUGUUUUGUUACUUUUUUGUCAAACUGUGGUGCGAAAUGGAACCCGGCGGGAGGGAUUCCCGUUUCAAUUUAGGUUAUAGCAUGAAUUUAUUAAGCGGUGAGACACCGCCGGAAAUUUACGGCAACCCUAAUUUAGGGAGACCGUCUACAAGUCUACAACAACUCUCACCUCGACAUACUAUGGUGUCUAGUGCUUGUAAUCGCGGCAUAAAAUCGGAUAUGUAUGAUGACAGAGCUAUGUCAAGUCAAGGUAUGGGUCUGGAUGGUUGUGUAAACGAAAUUAACGAAGACUCCUACUCAAUGCAAUCAAAAAAAUCACCUCCUAGUAAUGGAAAGAAAACCAAAGGACGUGUUAAAAUCAAAAUGGAAUAUAUUGAAAAUAAACUGAGAAGGUACACUACGUUUUCUAAAAGAAAAACUGGAAUUAUGAAAAAGGCUUACGAAUUAUCCACCCUUACUGGUACACAGGUAAUGCUACUGGUAGCGUCAGAAACUGGUCACGUGUAUACCUUCGCUACUAGAAAGUUACAGCCAAUGAUAACAAGUGAAGCAGGAAAAGCCCUUAUUCAAACCUGCCUCAACUCUCCCGACCCACCAGCAGGAUCUGCAGGGGGAGACCAAAGAAUGUCUGCAACUGGUUUCGAAGAAACGGAACUCACUUACAACAUAUCCGAUGAUGACUCCAAAAAUGAAAACAUAUCAGGGGCCGAAUCAAGUUACAGUGGUAGUGAUGGUGAGAUGGAUACAGAAAACCCUUCAUCAGGUUUUGCACAAUCAGAUAUUCCUAGUUUUUCUUCAGUAUCACCACCCUCAUCUCCAUUUCCAUCAAGUAAAACUCCCGUCACAUCCACACAAUCUUCAACAUCAACAACGAAAUCCCAACAUAAUCCAAUUUUAGCACCAUUGGUCUAUCAAACACCGGAAGGAAUGAUGUACACAGCAGCGCCUACUACGGGAGGUGUACUACUAAGUUUAGCUCCGACAGAUGGUAGUAAUACUCAUCGGCAAUUCAUAACUAUUCCGUUAUCAAUGGUGGCGUCGAACGGUCAAGGUGAAUUAGAUUUAUCGAAAAGGAAAUGAUCAUUUGACCAAAUCAUAGUUCAUUUGAUUAUCUCGAAGACAAACCUUCGAUUAUAUUAUAAUUAAUCAAAAUCAAUAAAGGGCUAAGUAUUUCUAUGUAAAAUUAAACAAGAUUUCUACGAAGUAGCAUAAAAAUAUAAUUAUGGAUUGAAUAAGAAAUUUGUAUCAAAUGAAAGUGUGGAUUUUGUUUUCGAAUUUUCACAGCAAAAUUCAAAAUAUUUUACAUAAAAAGGUAAGAGAUGAAUUGUAUAAAUCCUAAAUAUUUUUUAGUUAUCGAUACAUUUUCAUUUACUUAUGCAUAUACAUGGUGCUUCUAAAUUCAUGCAACAAGUUUGGAGGUGAUUGCUUGUAUGAAAUUAAAAUGGGUCUUUCCUUUAACAAAAUUUCCUCAGCCCACCCAUUUGCUAAAUAUUGGGGCGUGUGUCGAGAAUUUAACUCUGGAGAUCGAGGAGGCUAAUGUUGGCCUACUCGACAAAUCCAACGGUACAUUAUUUGAAAAUUGAUGAUUUCGGAUGUUAACAAUUCACAAAAUCUAACACGUUGAUAAAUAUUAAUAUAAAAGAGCUUGAACCCAUUGGAUGUGGUAAGGAUAUAACUGCUGCUCUCUUAAAACUCACUACACAGAUGAAUAGCUGAUAUUUAGGAUGUUGGCGAUUAUUCUAGUGCUUGUUUCUGGGUUUACAACAAUUUAAUCUAAAAUUUCUUGUACUACCACUACAUUUCUAACUAUCCGGAAAUGACCAGUGUUGGUUGAACUUUUUUUUAACAUUCCAGUUUCGGAUAAGCGGUUGUGAAUACGUGCAAAUACGGAAUAAUAAGGCGUCAUUCAUGUCGGCCAUUCCGGUUUUUGUAUACAUGUUACAAUAUACAGAUAAUGCAAAAAUAACAACCUACAAACUUAAAAGUAAACUUCGAUUGGUUACUAAUCAGUCAUUUUUCAAGAGGUAUAGUAUUGAAUUUUUAAAAAAAAAAACACAAAAACUUUUAGAAAAUUGGAAUCGAUAGAACGAUCAGUAUAAUUUGAUGUUUGAAGAUGAUUUCAUGGAAAUGUUGGCCGCGGCCCGCUUUAGAUAGCCCAUGCGCAAGGUCCAAUUUUGGCACACUCUCUCCAACAUAUCGAAUAAAUGCUUCAAUAUUGGCUUCCGGUAGAUCAAUCGUUGCUUAUUUAUCCCUGUAGAUAUUAGCAUUAACCCCCACAAGAAAUAGUCCAAAUGCGUUAAAUCACACGAUCUAAGCGGCCAAUUGAACCAAACGUGAGAUGUACUGUUCACCUAAGGCGGCUUUUAAUUUGGCCAUUGUUCCGCGUGCCGUGUGGCAUGUGGCACCGUCUUCUUGAAACUACAUGUCAGGCAUGUCCAAUUCUUCCAUUUUGGACAAAAAAAUCUUCAAUCAUCUCACCGUAGCACUCGCCAUUCACAGUAAUGUUCCGACCAUCGUCGCUUUUGAAGAUGAUGCCGCCGGCCCAUAAUCCACACCAAACAGUGACUUUUUCGGCAUGCAUUGGUAGCUCUUGGAAUGCUUCUGGCAGGUCUUAACUACAGAUGCAUCAAUUUUGCUUGUUGACGUUUCCAUUCAACCAGAAAUGAGCUUCGUCGCUGAACACAAUUUUUCGGUAAAAAAGUAGAUUUCCCUCCAACUUUGCCAGCGCUCAUUCACCAAAUGUAAGACGUUGUGGGAUAUCUUGAGGCUUCAAUUCUUGCACCAGCCGUAUCUUAUAAGGUUUCAUACCCAAAUUCUUUCGCAAAAUUUUCCACGUUUUCCACGAUUCACGGUCAUCAGUAACACUGGCGGAUACAGCCGCAAAAUUUUCUUCGGUCCUCAAUGUAUCUUUGCGUAUUAGUGGUUUAAUGUUCAAUAGUGUAAACUGGGUUUGAAAUUUAGUCACAAACUUCCGAAUAGUUGCCUCAGUAGGCAGACCAAACUACUAAAUUGGAAGAAUUGCCCGAUGCGCUCUCUUAAUAGAGCAUGAAUUUUCAUAGUAAAAUUGAAUCAUUUACAAGCGUUAUUCGUUCGUAAGUCGAUUCAUGAUUAAAUUAUACUGAACAAGUUUGACAAUGACACAAGACACGAUUCACGCGUCAUCUGUCAAAAACAGUGUUGCCAAAAAGAUACUAGCCAAAAAUUCACUCGUUAUCAACAAUAUUUUUUGACAUCAGUCUACUAAAAUUUGAAUAAACAUUAAGUAAACAUGGUAAAUAAAUUAUUGUCAAAGUGACAACGGCCUACUAUUCUGAAACGUUGUAACAAAAACUAGGAAGAGUUGGUUAUUUUUAGAAUUUAUUAUGAGUCUCAUUACAUUUUACUGUUUUCCAUUCAAUUUAUUAAAAAAAUUAUAAAUUAUGGUGUCUAUUCCCUUUUCUCAGUAGCUAUGGGUUUUGAGAAAAAAAAUACAGAUUUUAAGUUAUAAUUUUAAUUUAUAAAGCUUUGUGAGUGCAUGUAAAUCACAGAAUUUCAAGUUUCUCGUAUUACUAAUAUUUUAGAAAGAACAAAAUAAAAACUCAAUUUUAGUUACCACCGUAAUUUCAUACGAGCAUUCACCUCGUGAAUUUUGUUGCACGAGUAUCAAACGUUGGAUCGAUUUUAUGAGAGUAGUAUUUAUGUAGUUGCUCAUUUAUUAAUUAAGUUUUAAAGUUGCUGUCAAAUGUUGUAUGAGAAAAAAAUUCAUUAAAUUUAUGAUUUGCGGGUUCUACAUACAAAUUUUUUUCAGUGGAAAAUAACGAAAUAUAAGUUGAAAACAAUAUUACGUUUUAAAUUUGCUCUUUAUAAUUGAUUCGGUUUUUGUAACAGGUGUAACUCCAAGAAAGUAAACUUUGGGACAACUAAGAAAAAACUGCUUAAAUCAAAAUAUUUCACUUAAAAUAUUUCUUAAAAAAUGUCAAAAUGUAAAGAUAUUCAAUUUACAACAGAAUUCAAAAUUUUACACUUCUAUCUUUAUUCAUAAUUGUAGUUAUAUACCUCUAAAAAUUUUAAGAACGAUCGCCCCUUUAAAAAAAGAGAUAAAAAACAAUUGAAUUUCAAGUAAAGCUGUUAUUUUUAAUGUAAGACAAUAUUUACGGUUUACUAAAAA
Molecule: messenger RNA, 4236 nt
Organism: Diorhabda carinulata
Lineage: Eukaryota; Metazoa; Arthropoda; Insecta; Coleoptera; Chrysomelidae
Gene: bs
Product: serum response factor homolog
Exons: 4
Coding region: 126-1169 (347 amino acids)
Biological process (GO): positive regulation of transcription by RNA polymerase II
Molecular function (GO): DNA-binding transcription factor activity, RNA polymerase II-specific; protein dimerization activity; RNA polymerase II cis-regulatory region sequence-specific DNA binding
Source: RefSeq, a predicted model, not a curated record